AUGUGUAAUCCUCGAAAUUAUAGUGACACGCCUCCAACUUCAAAGAGCACUGUGGAGGAGCUGCAUGAGCCCAUCCCUUCUCUCUUCCGGGCCCUCACAGAAGGAGACACACAGUUAAAUUGGAACAUUGUCUCCUUCCCAGUUGCAGAAGAGCUUUCACAUCAUGAGAAUCUGGUUUCAUUUCUAGAAACUGUGAACCAGCCUCACCACCAAAAUGUAUCUGUUCCCAGCAAUAAUGUUCACGCACCAUAUUCUAGUGACAAAGAACACAUGUGCACUGUGGUCUACUUUGAUGACUGCAUGUCCAUACAUCAGUGCAAGAUAUCCUGUGAGUCCAUGGGAGCAUCCAAGUACCGCUGGUUCCACAAUGCCUGCUGCGAGUGCAUUGGGCCCGAGUGCAUUGACUACGGCAGUAAGACUGUUAAGUGCAUGAACUGCAUGUUUUAA
Molecule: messenger RNA, 447 nt
Organism: Chrysochloris asiatica (Cape golden mole)
Lineage: Eukaryota; Metazoa; Chordata; Mammalia; Afrosoricida; Chrysochloridae
Gene: TWSG1
Product: twisted gastrulation BMP signaling modulator 1
Exons: 2
Coding region: 1-447 (148 amino acids)
Biological process (GO): regulation of BMP signaling pathway
Source: RefSeq, a predicted model, not a curated record